Molecule: messenger RNA, 1674 nt
Organism: Pyricularia grisea
Lineage: Eukaryota; Fungi; Ascomycota; Sordariomycetes; Magnaporthales; Pyriculariaceae
Exons: 5
Coding region: 1-1674 (557 amino acids)
Molecular function (GO): heme binding; monooxygenase activity; oxidoreductase activity, acting on paired donors, with incorporation or reduction of molecular oxygen
Source: RefSeq, a predicted model, not a curated record
AUGGCUCUCUUGCCCGUACUCCUCGGAGUGGCCGUGAUGGUCAUCACCAUCUUCCAGGUGCGAGGCAUCUUGAAGGCCUACUGGUCCCCCCUUAGUCGCAUUCCGGGCCCAUGGUAUGCUCCCUUGACCACCAUGCAUCUCCGUUGGGGCUUCAGCACUGGCGAGAUUUGGAAGCUCGUCGAGAGAUGCCACAAGAAGUAUGGCCCAAUCGUCCGCCUCGGCCCCCGACAGGUGUGGGUGGCCGACAGGGACGCACUCAAGGAGAUUCUGGUCAAGGUCGACCUGCCCAAAGUGGCAAUGUAUUCCGAGAUUUCGAGAGAUAAGCACAGCCCUGGACUUUUUGGAGAGAUUCGCCAUGAGCCUCACAAGCGUCUCAAGAGAUUCUUGUCGCCUGCCUUUACCGUGGCGUACAUUGACAACCUGGAAAAGUAUUUCCAAAAGACGUUGCGUGAACUGCUCGACAAGUAUGAGUCUCAAAUCAGCGCCGAUACCGCCUCGGCCAGCUUCAACGGAAUCGAGGUCGAUUUGAUGGAUGAUCUUCACAACGUAGCGCUGGACAUCAUGGGAGAAUGUUCUUUUGGUAAGGGUUUCGGCCAGACCAACCCCAAAACCUCGGUCAUUGAGGAGGGAGUCGACGAAAAAGUAUGGAAAUCCAUCCCGCGCUCCAUCUUCGACGGCCUUUCCAAGCGUUACCAGAUGGUCUACGUCAAAAAGUUCCUACGCAUGUUUGGCCUCGACAUCAACUUUGACUGGCCCGCCGAGAUGAUCACGGCCAUCGACGCCGUCGUCCAGCGCCGUCGCAACAACGCCCUCACCACCAGAGAAAAGGCCACCGAGGAGGCCUACCGCGAUGAACCCGACGUCAAGAAGGCCCAGGACAAGCCCAGCCGCCGCGACCUUCUCCAGCACCUGAUCGAGGAGGGCAAGAAGCCCGACAGCGGCAACGCCAUGAACACGCGCGAUAUUGUGGACCAGAUGGCCGAGAUCCUGCUCGCCGGUUCCGAGACCACUUCGGGCACCAUCGCGUGCCUGUUCCUCGAGCUGGCCCGAAACCCAGACGUCCGCGCCAAGCUCCUGGCCUCGCUGCCCGCCUGCGGCACCGGGGAUGAGGUCGUGGCCAGCAAGGCCAUCCGCAACGACGCGGACCGGUACUGGUACCUCGAGGCCUGCAUCAAGGAGAACCUGCGCCUGCACCCGAUCGCGUCCGAGAUGGGCCGCCGCACCGGCAAGGAGUGGGUCACCAUCAUGGGAUACAACCUACCCCCGCACACGGUCGUCUCGGCCAGCUACAGGGACCUGCACAGGAACGAAAAGUACUGGCCCGAGCCGCUCCGCUUCUGGCCCGAGAGGUGGCUUCCCGAGGGGCAGAGGGAUGGAGCGCCGGCUCCAGACAUGAAUGCAUACUAUCCAUUUUCUGCCGGCAAGCAUUCGUGCAUUGGCAUCAAUUUCGCAUGGGCCGAGAUGCGCAUGGUCGCGGCCAACAUCUUCUCGCGCUUCGACAUCGAAGAGGUCCCAGGCCAGGUCAUCGACUUCCGACAGUACAUCACCAUGCAGUUCCACACGGGCAACUGGCGCGUCGUUCUUCGCCCGCGGUCCGGACCUGGAGCUCCUGUCGCUGCCAAGUCUGAUGUCAAGGAUAAGGGCGAAAAGCAGGAGCGUUUGAUCGAAGCUUGA